CAGCGCUCCAGAAUGACACGAACUGGAGGAUCGGUGUCAAGACAUGAACUCCAGUAACUUCUUCACCUCCAUCAGUUAAGGUGUAAAUACAUCUGUGGUGCACUGUUUCUGUGUGUGCCUUCUGUGCACCGUCAGCCAUGCCUGUGACAUCGCAGCUGCUCAGGGUUUUGCCCCGCACCAAGGUCUUGGCCUCCAGUCUGUUACCAUGCCAACAACACCAGUCCCAUUUAGCACCUGUCACUCACCAACCUGCCUCAAGACGGCUGCCCCACAUGUGGCAGAGUCACCAGCACUCAAGAAGUUACCAGACAGCCUCAAUCCUCCGCAGCUACAUCCUCACGCCUCCACAGGUCAACUCCAUUCUUAAAGCCAACGAGUACAGCUUCAAGGUGCCAGAGUUUGAUGGAAAGAAUGUGUCAUCAGUGAUGGGUUUUGAGAGCAAUCAGCUACCAGCCAACGCCCCUAUAGAGGAUCGUCGCAGCGCAGCCACAUGCCUGCAGACACGAGGAAUGCUGCUGGGUGUGUUUGAUGGCCAUGCUGGCUGUGCCUGCGCUCAGGCCCUGAGUGAGAGGUUGUUUUACUACAUAGCAGUGUCUCUGCUGCCCCACAACACACUGUGUGAUCUCGAGGCAGCAGUAGAGGCAGGCAGGGCCCUCAGUCCCAUCCUGCAGUGGCACAAACACCCCAAUGACUACUUCAGCAGGGAGGCUCAGAAGCUCUACUUCAAUAGCCUCCGAACCUACUGGCAGGAGUUAAUAGAUCUCACCAGCCCAGGCGAAGUUCCAGACACCCGCGAGGCCCUCCUGAGUGCCUUCAAGAGGUUGGACAAUGACAUUUCUCUGGAGGCUCAGGUUGGAGACCCGAAUGCCUUCCUGCACUACUGGGUUCUUAGAGUGGCCUUUUCUGGAGCAACGGCUUGUGUGGCUCACAUCGAUGGAUCAGACCUGUUUAUAGCCAAUGCAGGAGAUGCUCGGGCAGUGUUGGGGGUGCAGGAGGAGGAUGGUACAUUCAGCGCCCACACACUCUCUAAUGACCACAACGCUCAGAACGAUGAUGAGGUGGCUCGGAUUCGGGGUGAACAUCCUCCAUCAGAAAGAAAGACAGUUAUACGACAGGACCGGCUGCUCGGCCUCCUCAUGCCGUUCCGUGCAUUCGGAGAUGUAAAGUUCAAGUGGAGUAUUGAAUUGCAGAAGCGCGUGUUGGAGUCUGGACCUGAUCAGCUCCAUGAAAACGAACACACCAAGUUUAUCCCCCCCAACUAUCACACACCACCCUAUCUGACUGCUGAGCCUGAGAUCACAUACUACAAACUGCGACCACAGGAUCGCUUCCUGGUGAUCGGCUCUGACGGCCUCUGGGAGACCCUCCACAGACAAGAGGUGGUUCGUAUUGUGGGGGAGUAUUUAACAGGGGUGCACCAGCAUCAGCCACUCAAAGUCGGAGGCUACAGGGUCACCCUCGGACAGAUGCAGGGGCUUCUCGAAGAGAGGAAGGCUCGUGUGUCUUCGGCUUUCGAGGAUCAGAAUGUGUCGACCCACUUGAUGCGUCACGCAGUAGGAAACAACGAGUUUGGCACAGUGGACCACGAGAGGCUGUCAAAAAUGCUGUCACUGCCUGAGGAGCUGGCUCGCAUGUACCGUGAUGACAUCACCAUCAUCAUCACUCAGUUCAACCCUCAUGUGAUUGGAGCACAGAGACAGGAAGGGCAGCCCUGAGCUGGUCAAAAGCCAUUCACUGGUUUCAAGCUGAUGAGUACACACACUUCUGUAAAUGUGCACUGCAGAUCGACACGUAAGCACACUCUCUGGACAAACAGGCCAUACUAAGAAAAUAUCUUAAUGAAUUUGUUUUUAAAGUGGCAAGAACAAGUAAGUGAACCUUUUGGAAUGAUCUCCAUUUACGUAUAAAUUUGUCCUAAAAUACAGUGAGAUCUUCAUCCAAGUUACAAUUAUGCACAAACACACUCUAUUUCAACUAAUAAGACACAAAUCAUUUUGUUGGUCUUGUCCAUAUUGAAAACAUUCAAACACUGACAAUUUAGACUGGAACAAGUGUGUGAACCCCUUGGCUAAUGGCAUUAACAAAAUGGAGUGGCCUAGUCAGAGCCCAGGCCAUCCUAAGAAUACGACUGAGCAGUUCUUUUAGGAAAAAUGGUCCAAAGUUCCUCCUGAACAUUGUACAGGUCUGAUCAGCUGCUACUGGAAGAGCUUGUUUAAGGUUAUUGGUACCAAAGGAGGUUUUACCACUUAUCAAAUCCAAGAGUUCACUUUCUUUUUCCACCAGCACUGUGAAUGUUUAAUGGGUGUGUUCAAUAAAGACACAAAAUAUUAUAAUUAUUUGUGUAAUAUUAGUGUAGGGACACUAUGUUUGUUUACAUUUGUGACUUAGAUCAGAUCACAUGUUAUGACCAAUCAAUGCAGAAAAACAGGUUAUUUUUAUAGGUUCACAUACUUUUUCUUGCCACUGUAACUCUGUUAAUGUACAGAAUUUGUAUGUUUUUAUGCGAUGCUCCAGAACAUCCGGUUUCCUAUGAAGUUAAAAAUCUCUGGAUCAAAGUCUCUUACAUAACAUGUUAUUUAUGACAAUAUUCUCUGGCAACAUUUCUUACAUGCUUAUCUGCAAGGCUGAUAAGAUGCUGUUACUAACUGAUUUUUGUGCCAAAAGAUUCGACCACCUUCGACUCAGCGGGGUUGAAAUUAUAGAAAUUCCAAAGAGGGUGAAGGUUGGGACUCUAUGAGUAAAGAGGCCUUGCAGUAACUGACCUGACUUGCUUUUUUUUUCUAAUGUGGACUUUUAACUGGUCUGUGCCAAGAUAACAUCACACUCUGUUUUUUCACUGUUUGGACUGUUUCUGCAUCUGAGGGACUGAUGUUACAACAGAGGACUAUUGCAUCCAUUUGUUUUUACGUCUUUGUGUGUUUUGUUGUAUGAGAUAUUCUUAGUACUGUCCAAACCUACACAUCGUGUUCAGUAUUUACCCUGCAGUGAGUAUUUGGAUGGUGAUAUCUACUCUACUCCAGCACACUAGAUUUCAAGUGAAACUGACUGUCAAAUUAAAGUGCAGACGUUGAGCUCACAUCCAUUGGACAUUUACAUCCAUAUUGGAUUGUUGAAAGUCAGGACUUCAUAGUGCAGUGGUUCCCAUUCUGUGUGGCACCCCCAAAGUGUCUCAAGAUAAAGGGUCACAUAUGAGCAUGAGGAAGAGAGAAAAUAUUUCUGUUACACAAAAUUGUAUCUAUUUUCUCAAACUUUUCUUUAGAAUAUUUGCUUCUUUUAAAAAUACUGCAAGCAGUCUCCUCUUCUGGCUUUUAAAAAUUCUUCAAAUUAAACAAGCUGAGAAGGAAUGUGGUUUAGCUGCUGUUUUGUAUUUUGAGCAGGCAGUAACCUGGAAUGAGGGAACACAAACAGACAACACUUCAUUUCAAAGGUUUACAAGCCACAAACGGUUGGUAAACCCCUGAACUAGAGCUUGUUUUCAUUUCAAACCUAGUCUGCUGGCUGGAGUACAAAGCAAAAACAAAACUGCAAAUAUUUACAGAUUUAUUUUAUCAAGUUAUGAGCUCUACCACUACAGGUAGACUGAUAUUUAGUGGGUUUUUCUGUGUCACUAUCACUUGAUUAUUGUGGUGCUUCUUUGCUGAAAGAAGUUAUAUCAAAGUGAAGUAUUCUCCAUUCCCCAGCACUACUUUAGCUAGAGAGACAGUGGUAGAUGUCAGUAUGUGUGUUAGUGAACCUCUAAGCAGACAUACUAACUAAACUUUACCACAGUCGAACCAGCUAGUUGCAGCUGUGAAGCAUCUGUUUUUCAGGGGUCGGAGUAAAAUGACUGCCUGUAGUUCUUUUCCAAGCUUUGUUGGGUUAAAAGGGAAGCAUGCUCAUCUUGCCUUAUGUUCUUUUUCUGACAGGUCAUUAACAGUGUGGAUAACAGUUUCCUACAGAUUUUUAUUUUAUUUAUGACAGUAAUGGUGAAAGUAAAGCAGACAACUCUCUUCAUACUCUCCAGUCAAACACUAUUCAAGGGGGCGUGACUAUGUGUAUUUAUGCCCAAAUGAAUGAGCAGAAUGUAAAUUUGAAACAAGCUGUUUGAAUAUUAUUGAGGUUAUUUAUUCAGCUUUAGCAUUAUGUUACACAUGUAUAUCUACAGUUGUAUGUAUAAAUUGUAACUUAUGUGGAUUAAGUUUUGUAUAUGGAAUGGUUUAAUAAAACACUGAAUACAC
Messenger RNA from Seriola dumerili (greater amberjack), 4217 nucleotides. RefSeq names its product pyruvate dehyrogenase phosphatase catalytic subunit 1 (gene pdp1). The record is from RefSeq and is a predicted model, not a curated record. Bases 138 to 1715 code for a protein of 525 amino acids. Gene Ontology annotation, molecular function: cation binding; protein serine/threonine phosphatase activity. Lineage: Eukaryota; Metazoa; Chordata; Actinopteri; Carangiformes; Carangidae. Gene Ontology annotation, biological process: protein dephosphorylation. The transcript has 9 exons.